Chara braunii is the source of this 3542-nucleotide messenger RNA. The record is from the annotation of a GenBank genome assembly. NCBI's taxonomy places the organism in Eukaryota, Viridiplantae, Streptophyta, Charophyceae, Charales, Characeae.
GUCAAACUAAAAAUAAUUUCAGUUGUAGGAAUCUGACUUACCUGUUGACCCCAAGUGAUAUCUGUUCCAAAAUAGCCACCACUAAAUUAGUGGACUGUGCACUAUGUUGCGGUAGGCAUCUAGCAUGAUCUAGUGUAGACUGUGCAUAGCGCUGUAGCCUAUGAGCGACGAGGAGGACACCGGACAGGACGACCGCAGGAUCUUGCGAUCAGCUAGAGGCCCGAUAGCCCACGUGUCUUUAGGACCGGAGGGUGAUAGGAGUCUGUUCCGCCGGCGCAGGGAGAGACAGCAGGAGCAGAGGAGGGCUAGAGCAGCCGAGGCCAACAGGACUUUAAUUAGCGAGGCCGGUGCCACAGCAGCCAUGGCCACCACAGCCAUGUCCACUUCUGCGCAGCAGACUUCCCAAGCCGGUAGUUCAGGUGCCGUCGGGUCCACGGUCGCGCAGACCGUGAGUCAGUCCACUGGUAUAAUGGUAAGCCAGGCCGCGGUGUUAACUCUGGAGGAUGUCGCCAUCCAGCAGGCAGCCCUGCAGGAGGCACAACUACAGCGGGCAUUAGGAGAGAUAAAAGCGGAAAAGGAAACGAUGAUCAGAAGAAGAGCCAGGAUGCAGCGGAGAGGGGCAGAUAUAGAGGAGUUAGAAUUGAUGGACCUGACGCAUAUGGAUGCUGAUGUGAAGGUAGUAAGGAGGGCCCUGCUAGGCGUUAUAGAGAUGCAGGAGCACCAAACUACAAUCCUUCAGGACAUUCAACAGAGCCUAGCCGUUUUGGCAGGCCGUGCGCCUGCUGCACCAUCACCAACCGGGCCUGGUGCCUGGCCCGUGCCGUAUCCUCCUUUUUCUAUCCCACCGGUGACAGGGGUAUCCCCAUAUGUAGCCCCUUCAUCAGUUGCUAUCGUUUCCCUGGGCAUGCCACUGUCAGGAGGGGUAACAACAGGGAGUAGUGUGCAGGUUCCUGUACAGACAAUGUUUACUCAAAGUCCGUUGCAGGUUGCAGUCACCACGCAGCCUGCUGUCUCGCAGCCUGUGCAGCCUCAGGGCACGCAGCCCCAGCAGCUAGCACAGCAACCUAUGUCACCGGGUCCACAGCCCGGAAUGGUGCAGGGACCGGGACAGACCCAGUGGGUUCCAAGGACGGCCAUCGUCGCUCCCAAACCUUUUACAGGGGACAAGAGAGGCGAAGACCUCGACACAUGGUUGAGGCCAGUGUCGGUCUACGUCAGGUGUAAACUCACCUUGCCACACGAAGAAGUGCUUGUGGUUGCUUCCUACCUAGAGGGUAGUGCAGCAAGAUGGCUGAGCGGUCUAGUGCAACUUCAGGGAUAUGGUCAUGACUUCCACGCUUGGGCAGCCACCCAGAAACUGGAUAACUUCCUGAAGAUGGUGGAGGAGAGGUGGCAUGAUCCUCAGGAGGCUCAAAGGGUCACUGAUGCGAUCCUGACACUGCACACGAGGCAGUUUAAGUCAGUAAGGGAAGCCGCUGACGCUGUCGAGCGUCUGAUCUGUGUCCCUGGGUGCGCUAUGGCCCCCAGGAACCAGUUGGCAAAAGAGGCCAACAUCAAUAUGCACAAUUUUACGUCGUUUAGCAAGGUAGCCCUAGACCUUGAGGCAAAGAUGGGGCAUGGACAGUCACCCACAACGGAUGGGAGAAAGAAGACAUUGCCUCCCAACUGGAAGGCGAAGGGUCGCAUCAUGUUUGUCGACAACGAUGGUUCAACCAUCGAGUUGGACGGCAACUUCCAGGAGGGAGUAGGUUCAGAGGCGGGCAGCUUAGAUGCUUCAGAGGGUGGAGUAGUCUCUGUCGUUGCUCAAAAAGGUAAGUGGACAGAUGAGCGCAAGGCUGCUUUCAGACAUCUGAAGCAUGCGUUGACGCACUACGAGGUUUUGAAACUUCCUGAUCCUGACAAGCCGUUCAUAGUCACCACGGAUGCGAGCCAAUAUGGCAUUGGUGUUGUGCUCACGCAACAGGAGGGGCCAAAGUUGAGGCCAGUAGAGUACAUGUCCAAGAAAAUGCCGUCUCAGAAGUUGGCUAAGUCCACUUAUGAGAAGGAACUCUAUGCGGUAUACAAGGCUCUCACCCAUUGGAGACACUAUCUCCUUGGGAGGUUCUUCAUCCUCAGGACUGAUCAUCAGAUCCUGAGAUGGAUGAGAACCCAACCGGUACUCUCUGACGCUCUCAAGCGUUGGAUCGAAGUCAUUGAGCAAUAUGACUUUGACCCUCAGUAUCUUAAAGGAGAGUACAACAAGGUUGCUGAUGCCUUGUCGCGCAGACUGGACUUCUCAGGUGCGCUGAUUACUGAGUUAGAUAUGACGAACAAUGUUACUCAGUCUUUGGUGGAAGCCUAUCGCGGGGACCAGUUUCUGUCUGAGAUCAUACGUAGACUUGAGGCGAAGGAUAAGAAGACUUCCGCCGAGUUUGAGUUGGUCAAUGGCUCGCUGUUCCUAGAGAAGGCAGGGAAUAAAUGCUUGUGUGUUCCAAAUAGCGAGUCUUUGCGUAGUUUGUUUUUAGGCGAGUGUCAUGAUGCCACCGGCCAUUUUGGGUAUAAGAAGACCGCAGCCAACUUGCUGCAGCGGUUUCUGGUGGCCCACGAUGAUGAGAGAUGCACAGUUGUACGUGGAAACUUGUCAAGUUUGUCAACGGGACAAGCCACGUACUCAGGCUCCUCUUGGGCUUCUGAAGCCCUUUCCGAUUCCGGAACGGCCUGGUGGACUGGGAUGAGAAGCUUGCUCUCAUCGCCACUGUAUAACAACACGGUACACAGUGCCACUGGGGUGAGCCCGAAUAGUUUACUGCUGACAUUCAAGCCUAGACUACCCCUUGACUUUCUCCUUCCUGAGAAUGAAUCAACUGCUGCACCAGGAACUUUAGAAUUUGCCUAUAGAUAUGAACAGAAAAUGCAGGAGGUGGUAGAACAGAUGCAGAAGGCACAGGCAGCGAUGAUAGAAUCCGAAAACCGACACCGCCGACCUUCAACAUUUCAGGUUGGGGAUAGGGUCUGGGUUAAGUCUUCAGAACAAGGACAGGAGUACGGGAUAUCCCGCAAACUCAUGCCUCAGUACUUUGGACGGUGGGAAGUCUUAGACAUUGUCGGGACAGAUCCGGAUGGGCCAUCCUACGUUAUCCGGAUUCCUGGUCAUCUCCAUACUUACCCUGUCUUUCACGCCUCCAAGCUGGCACCUUUCAAAGAGACUGACCAGUUUCCAUCUUGUCGCUCAAUGUUCGCCCCAACCAUGGACGGAGAGGUGGACAUUGAUGAUAUUGUGGAUCACAGAGAGCUGCCGGUAUCAAAACCAGCAGGCAAGGGACGUCCUCCAAAACCGAAGCUGCAGUACCGCGUUCGGUUCCGACAUCACACUGAUCCAAAGGAGGGCCUCUGGUUCACCAGGGAAGAGCUCAUGCAGACCGCUCCUCAAGUUGUAACUCAAUAUGAGAGAUCUUUGCGGAAGGGAAAGCGCCCUAUGAUCGAAGAUUGAGCUUCUCAGAGGACUGUUGAAGCUAAGGAGGAGGGAAUGCGAGGCCACUGCCUUUAAGAGCCCCAUAAGGCCC